AUGCCAUCUCUCAAACAGCUUAUCUGCUCCAUCGAGCUAGGCAGCACACACACCAAAGUCGUUGAACAUGGAAAAGACUACGGCGAUGGCCAUGUCACCAGCUAUAUCGCCGUGCCCAGCGAAGAAGUAAACUUCAGCAUCCAUCUCACCUCUCAUGGUUACAUUGCGCCUGGCCUUGCCAUGUUUGUUUACAUGGAUGGCCAGUAUCAGUGCAAUCGCAACAGACGUGGUCUCCAAGUUCCUGCCAAGGGUGUCAGGGAUGAGCAGGUCGAAGUUGACUUGCGCGUCAGGCAGAAGGAGUCCAAGCAGGCGGAUGGCAGCUUCUUGGGAAGAGACUGGACGUUUCACGGUCUGAACCUGGUGUCUGCUGACAAGGUUGACGAGACCGACGACGUCUUUCUAGACAACUUGGGCACUAUCGAGGUCAUCGUCUUGCGUUGCAAGGAUGCUCCUCUACCACCACCUAGCGCGCCUGUAACCAGAGAGAGUUCGUCUCGUCCUGCCAGCAAGCCGGCGUCCAAGCACUCCACAGCUCAACAGGAAAAGAAGGAAUCAUCCAAACCUUCUUCAUCCGACCACAAACACAAGACAUCGUCAGCAAAGGCUAAACAACCUCCCAACAUGCCCUCCAAACCCGCGACGACCAAAGAAAGCUCCGCGGGCGACAUGAUGGGUAACCUCUUCGACGGCGCCUCAGACGAACCAGACCAUGCCGGUAUCAACCCCAAAUCCUACUGGAACGACUGGAACAAACGCCCUACAAUCCCCUCUUCACGUCCCACCCGCAACCUCUACCUUGCCCCCGAAGAGCCCCUCCCUCUAGUCCCCAAGCAAGUCGCUCGCUCCAAACAUGUCGAACACCAAGUCAAGACCGGCAAAGGAGCACAGUACCUGCAUUUAUGUGCACGUCCCGAAUAUCUGGACAGCAUGAAGCAACCCUACGCGGUAUUUACCUUCAAAUACCGUAGCAAGAGGUUCAUUGAGAAGAAAUUCAAGAUUGAAAUCAAGGAAGAGGGUAAGGCUCUCAAGGCAAAGUUGGCAGACAUGUCAAAGGAUGAGUUGGCUGAGGAGUUGUUCAGAUUGCGCAUGACCAAAGAGAGCAGCAGCUUCAAGCACAGCAAGGAAAAGACACCCAGUGCUGCAAAGGAAGCCCAAGUCGAAGUGCCUGCCACCAGCAAAACACCCUCAGUCACAAAAUCCAAGACCUCAAAGACAACCACCGCUCCGAUUCCAUGGGACACUGUUCCCACUCCAACCUGGGAAGAGCCUGCCACUCAAGACACCAAGCCCGCCUCGAACACUCCCUCAAAGGUCGCUGCCAAGGUUGCCUCGAAGACAGCUUCUCAGAAAGAAAAGCAAGCACCAGGUGCCUAUCCAGCAUCUGCCUCUAGUCGUCACACUGCCAGUAACGCUACUGCUGCUGCUGCCGCUUCCAGCCACCCUACAACUGUAAAGAGUGGCUCCAAGUCUGGAUCCAAGAAAUCGAACAGGGAAGAUGCUGCCGCCGGUGCAGAAGAUCCUGCUGCCGCUACCGGUGACUGGAACCAGACGCAACCGAAUAACGCUGCUUGGGAAACUGCUCCUGCAGCAGCAGGCGGUUGGGAUGGAGGAGCAGGAGGAGGAGUUGCUCCUGGUAGCUGGGGUCUUCUACGUAUCACGUUCGUAAUCAUCGGUUUCGCUGUCGCUGUUGCGAUCUUAGUGUUUGCAUACUUCUGGAUCAAAAGCUACUUGCUCAAAGCCAUGGCUUUCUUCUUGGUUUUCAAAGCAUGGGUCCUUGCUCCUUUUGCUCGGAUCAACGAAAUCUGGCUCAGUAUCACAGAUCUAGGAUGGACAAUUGCUCCUUUUGCUUGGGCAUGGUCUCACAUCAAGGGAGGUCUGCUCUGGGUCCAGGAACGGGUUCAGAAUGUCAAGAUUGGCAGACCGAAAUUCCUGGAAACAGAGAUGUGGAGCAUGGAGUGGCUCAAGAGACCUGAGUGGUUGUCGUGGCCUGCAUGGAGAUUGGGUGUUCCAGAGAUUGUGAAGGAUGGCUUCGAGGUCUUUGUGCCUGAUGCUGUGCAGGUGGAACAAGUGCUCGAGGAACUUUGA
Aureobasidium namibiae CBS 147.97 is the source of this 2085-nucleotide messenger RNA. RefSeq lists its product as uncharacterized. The coding region runs from base 1 to 2085 and encodes 694 amino acids. The transcript has 3 exons. The record is from RefSeq and is a predicted model, not a curated record. NCBI's taxonomy places the organism in Eukaryota, Fungi, Ascomycota, Dothideomycetes, Dothideales, Saccotheciaceae.